This is a messenger RNA of Scomber japonicus (chub mackerel), 6442 nucleotides long. Its product is annotated as phosphatidylinositol 4-kinase alpha-like. Lineage: Eukaryota; Metazoa; Chordata; Actinopteri; Scombriformes; Scombridae. Gene Ontology annotation, molecular function: 1-phosphatidylinositol 4-kinase activity. Gene Ontology annotation, cellular component: cytoplasm; plasma membrane. The record is from RefSeq and is a predicted model, not a curated record. Gene Ontology annotation, biological process: phosphatidylinositol phosphate biosynthetic process; phosphatidylinositol-mediated signaling.
GGCUCGUUUGGAGAGAAGAUGUUUAUGUUUGUGCUGCAGUAUUAUUAUUAUUACUAAGAGGAGUCUGCUUUAUUAAAACAUGUCUGUCACUGGAGGAGGAAACAGAGGGUUUUACUUCAACACCGUGUUAUCUUUGGCUCGGUCUCUUGCUGCUCACCAUCAGGCUCCAUUAGAAAAGGUAAAAAACGCUUCCUGCAUGUGUGAUUUAUGGUGGAAGGGAAUAGGAAGGAAGGAUGGGAGAAGGGAGGGAGCGCUAACACGCUACUGAUUAUUUCUGUUGCAGCACAAAGACGCCAUCGUCCCGUACCUUCUGGGAUUGCUUAAAGGACUUCCUAAAGUUCAGUGGAUUGAAGAAAGCUCGGAGCGUAAAGGACGAGAUGCACUUCCUGUUGCAGAGAACUUCAGCUUUUGUCUGGUAACACUUCUGUCAGACGUUGCCCAGAGCGAUGAGACCUUACGAGGACAGAUCCUGGAGGCGAUCAUGGAAAUCAUGCAGGUCCUCCAAGAUAUCUGCAAGAAUCCAGAUGAUCACGAUAAAGAAUACCUGUGCCGGUACACGGUGCCCACUCUGCUCGGUGUGGCCAGAGCUUUCGGCCGUUACAGCAACACCGACGAGCCGUUACUGGUCCAAGCUGUUCCCUCGCGGGUCAUCCCCCCGCUGAACACGGGAGACGACGGCGAUGCGGUGCGACGGCGCUCCUUCAACGAUUUCCGUUCCAUCAUCCCGACCUCGUUGCUUAGCGUGUGUCAGUCGGACAGUCUGAAGCGUAAAGGCACAUCCAUGACCAGCGUGUCACAGCAGGCGAGUCCAGAGCGAGUCGGUCUGACUCCCAGCUCACCUGCUGAUCCCUCUGCUCAGUACUUUGAAGGCUCGUACCUCCCAGACGGCAGCGCGGUGGACCCAGAUUAUUACUUCUCCACCAUCAGCUCCAGCUUCUCCGUCUCACCUCUCUUCACCGGAAGCAGCUCCGGAGAGUUUCACGUCCCUCUCGACAUGCUCAGACAGCUCCUCCACAUGGUUGAACAACUUGUGUCUGAGUCAUUUUUAAAAUCACUGGAUGAAAUCUUGGCAGAGUUUUUAGAGUUGAAUCCUGGUCUUCAUCUGCACUACAAAACCUUCAGCGAUCCUCUGUAUGUAGCCAUUUUUAAAAUGCUAAGAGACACUCUCUACAAUCUUAAAGACCUGCAGACGGACUUUGUGAAGGAGGUGCAUGACUUUGUGUUGGAGCAGUUCAGCAGCAGCCAGUCGGAGCUGCAGAGGAUCCUGCACGAUGUGGAGUACCUGCAGAGCGAGCUGAGUCCGCUCAAGCUGCGUUGCCAGGCCAACGCCGCCUGCGUGGACCUGAUGGUUUGGGCUGUGACCGAGGAGCAGGGAGCCGAGAACCUUUGCACCAAACUGUCGGAGAAGCUUCAGUCCAAAACGUCCAGUAAAGUAAUCAUCGCUCACAUGCCGCUGCUCAUCUGCUGCUUACAGGGUUUGGGUCGUCUGUGUGAGCGUUUCCCUGUGGUCGCUCACUCCGUCACCAUGUCCCUCAGAGACUUCCUGGUGGUUCCUUCUCCUGUUUUAGUCAAGCUGUACAAAUAUCACAGCCAGUACACUUCAGGAGCCGGAGAGAUAAAGAUCCACGUGACCAACGAACACUCCCAGUCGACCCUCAGCACUCAGAGCAAGAAGUCUCAGCCGUCCAUGUACGAACAGCUGAGGGACAUUUCUAUAGAUAACAUCUGCAGGUGUCUGAAAGCAGGACUUACGAUGGAUAGCGUCAUCGUGGAAGCUUUUCUCGCCAGUCUGUCCAAUCGUCUCUACAUCUAUCAGGAAAAUGAUAAGGACGCCCAUUUGAUCCCAGAUCACACCAUCAGGGCUUUGGGGCACAUCGCCGUGGCUUUGCGGGACACUCCCAGAGUCAUGGAGCCCAUCCUGCAGAUCCUGCAGCAGAAGUUCUGCCAGCCUCCGUCCCAGCUGGACGUCCUCAUCAUCGAUCAGCUGGGCUGCAUGGUCAUCACAGGAAAUCAAUACAUCUACCAGGAAGUGUGGAAUCUGUUCCAGCAGAUCAGUGUGAAGGCCAGCUCCAUGGUUUACUCCACCAAAGACUACAAGGAUCACGGCUACAGACACUGCUCUCUGGCAGUGAUCAACGCUCUGGGGAACAUAGCAGCGAACCUUCAGGCUGAACACAUGGUGGACGAGCUGCUGGUCAAUCUGCUCGAGCUUUUCGUUCAGCUGGGUUUAGAAGGGAAGAGAGCCAGCGAGAGAGCUUCAGACAAAGGACCCACUCUGAAGGCUUCAAGCAGCGCCGGAAACCUCGGUGUCCUCAUUCCAGUUAUUGCAGUGCUGACUAAGAGGCUGCAACCAAUCAAAGAGGCGAAACCACGUCUGCAGAAGCUCUUCAGGGACUUCUGGCUCUACUCUGUCGUCAUGGGGUUUGCUGUCGAAGGCUCAGGUCUGUGGCCUGAAGAAUGGCACGAAGGAGUUUGUGAGAUUGCCACCAAAUCACCGCUGCUCACGUUUCCCAGCGGAGAACCUCUACGCUCAGAGCUGCAGUACAACUCUGCACUGAAGAACGACACCGUCACUCCGGCGGAGCUGAACGAUCUGCGUAGCACCAUCAUCAACCUGCUGGAUCCUCCUCCUGAAGUCGCUGCUCUCAUCAACAAACUGGACUUCGCCAUGUCGACGUAUCUGCUGUCAGUUUACAGAUUAGAAUAUAUGAGGAUGCUGCAUUCUCAGGACUCGGAUCGUUUUCAGGUCAUGUUUCGAUACUUUGAAGACAGAGCGAUACAGAAGGAUAAAUCUGGCAUGAUGCAGUGUGUGAUUGCUGUUAGCGACAAGGUUUUUGAAGUCUUCCUGCAGAUGAUGGCUGAAAAAGCAAAAACCAAAUCCCACGAGGAGGAGCUGGAACGCCACGCUCAGUUCCUCUUGGUCAACUUCAACCACAUCCACAAGAGGAUCCGCAGAGUGGCUGAUAAAUAUCUGUCCGGUCUGGCUGAAACAUUCCCUCACUUGUUGUGGAGCGGCCGCGUGCUGAAGACCAUGUUGGAUAUUCUGCAGACCCUCUCUCUCUCGCUGAGUGCUGAUAUUCAUAAAGACCAACCGUAUUACGACAUCCCAGAUACUCCGUACAGGAUCACCGUCCCAGACACGUAUGAAGCCAGAGAGAGCAUAGUGAAGGACUUCGCUGCUCGCUGUGGUGAGAUCCUUAAGGAGGCGAUGAAAUGGGCUCCAUCAGUGACCAAAUCCCACCUGCAGGAGUAUCUGAACAAACACCAGAACUGGGUGUCGGGUUUGUCCCAGCACACGGGCCUCGCCAUGGCAACGGAGAGCAUCCUUCACUUCGCUGGUUACAACAGACAGAGCACCACACUGGGGUCCACUCAGCUGACGGAGAGGCCGGCCUGUGUGAAGAAGGACUACUCUAACUUCAUGGCUUCCCUCAACCUCAGGAACAGAUACGCUGGAGAGGUAUCAGGUAUGAUCCAUUUCGCCCAGGCAGUCCGAGGACAGUCCGAUCUGAGCCGGCUGAUGGUCAAACAGAUGGCCGAAGCUUUGGACUCUGGACAGCCUGAAGCUUUCACCGAGGCCAUGUUCAAACUGGCCGCUCUGCUCAUCAGCUCCAAAGACUGCGAUCCUCAGCUCCUGCAUCACCUCUGCUGGUCUCCUCUCAAGAUGUUUACUGAGCACGGCAUGGAAACCGCCAUCGCCUGCUGGGAAUGGCUGCUGGCAGCUCGCACUGGAGUGGAAGUACCGUUCAUGCGUGAGAUGGCAGGAGCCUGGCAGAUGACCGUGGAGCUGAAGAUGGGUUUAUUCUCAGACGCUCAGGUGGAAGCCGAUCCUCUGGCUGCUUCGGAGGAAAGCCAACCCGUCCCCUGCCCUCCAAAUGUUACCCCUCACCACAUCUGGAUCGAGUUUCUAGGCCAGAGGUUUGAGAUUGCAAAGUACUCCAGCGCAGAUCAAGUGGAGAUCUUCGGCAGUUUGCUUCAACGCUCGCUGUCUCUUAACGUCGGCGGGGCGAAGGGUAGCCUCAACCGCCACGUGGCUGCUAUUGGGCCUCGCUUCAGGCUGCUGACUCUCGGUCUGGCUCUGCUCCACUCGGACGUCGUCACCAAUUCAACCGUAAGAAACGUGCUCAGAGAGAAGAUCUACUCGACUGCCUUCGAUUACUUCAGCGUGUCUCCAAAGUUCCCCACCCAAGGCGACAAGCGUCUGCGCGAGGACAUCAGCAUCAUCAUCCGUUUCUACGCCAGCAUCCUGUCCGACAAGAAGUACCUGGCAGCGUGCCACUUGGUCCCCACCCGGAACACCGACCUGCGGAGCAACAUGGACUCCAGCUCUCGCUCCCAGCAGAGCAGCCAGGGAUGGAUCAACACGUACCCGCUGUCCAGUGGCAUGUCCACCGCCUCCAAGAAGUCAGGCACGUCCAAGAAGAGCAACCGAGGAACUCAGCUUCACAAAUACUACAUGAAGCGCAGAACUCUCCUCCUGGCUCUACUGGCGAGCGAGAUCGAGCGUUUGACGACGUGGUACAACCCGCUGUCCACUCAGGAGCUGAUCAUCGCCACGGAGCAGUCGGUGGAGACGAGCAUCGCCAACUGGAGGUCGAAAUACAUCAGUCUGACGGAGAAGCAGUGGAAGGACAACGUCAACCUGGCCUGGAGUAUCGCUCCUUACCUGGCCAUGCAGUUACCUACAAGGUUUAAGAAUGACGCCAUCGUUGCCGAGGUAACCAGGCUGGUGAGACUGGAUCCUGGAGCAGUCAGUGACGUACCUGAAGCCGUGAAGUUCUUGGUGACUUGGCACACGAUCGACGCAGACUCUCCUGAGCUGAGUCACAUCCUGUGUUGGGCUCCGGCCGACCCGCCCACCGGCCUGUCGUACUUCAGCAGCAUGUAUCCUCCUCAUCCUCUCACCGCUCAGUACGGAGUCAAGGUGCUGCGCUCAUUCCCUCCUGAUGCCAUCCUGUUUUACAUUCCUCAAAUAGUGCAGGCGCUCCGUUACGAUAAGAUGGGCUACGUGAGAGAGUACAUCCUGUGGGCGGCUCAGAAGUCUCAGCUUCUUGCUCAUCAGUUCAUCUGGAACAUGAAGACCAACAUCUACCUGGAUGAGGAGGGACACCAGAAAGACCCGGACAUCGGAGAGCUUCUGGAGCAGAUGGUGGAGGAGAUCACAGGAUCGCUGUCGGGUCCGGCCAAAGACUUCUACCAGAGAGAGUUCGACUUCUUCAACAAGAUCACCAACGUGUCGGCCAUCAUCAAGCCGGUUCCGAAGGGAGAGGAGAGAAAAAGAGCCUGUCUGAAAGCUCUGUCUGAUAUCAGAGUGCAGCCAGGCUGUUACCUUCCCAGUAACCCUGAAGCCAUCGUCCUGGACAUCGACUACAAGUCUGGGACACCCAUGCAGAGCGCUGCUAAGGCUCCUUACCUGGCUAAGUUCAAGGUGAAGCGCUGCGGUGUGAGCGAGCUGGAGCGUGAAGGUCUCCGCUGCCCUACGGACUCCAUGGAGGACGGAGAGGACAAUCCGGACGGAUCUCGCAGGAUCUGCUGGCAGGCGGCCAUCUUUAAAGUGGGAGACGACUGCAGACAGGAUAUGCUGGCGCUGCAGAUCAUCGGGCUUUUUAAGAAUAUCUUCCAGCUGGUUGGUCUGGAUCUGUUCGUGUUCCCCUACAGAGUGGUGGCUACUGCACCAGGAUGUGGAGUGAUCGAGUGCAUCCCAGACUGUAAAUCCCGGGAUCAGCUCGGCAGGCAGACGGAUUUUGGGAUGUAUGAUUACUUCCGUAACCAGUACGGUGAUGAAUCCACCCUCGCCUUCCAGAAGGCUCGGUAUAACUUCAUCCGCAGCAUGGCCGCCUACAGCCUGCUGCUGUUUCUGCUGCAGAUCAAAGACCGACACAACGGGAACAUCAUGCUGGACAGCAAAGGACACCUCAUCCACAUCGACUUUGGCUUCAUGUUUGAGAGCUCUCCUGGAGGAAACCUCGGCUGGGAGCCGGACAUCAAGCUGACGGAUGAGAUGGUGAUGAUCAUGGGAGGAAAGAUGGAGGCAACGCCGUUCAAGUGGUUCAUGGAGAUGUGUGUCAGAGGAUAUCUGGCUGUACGGCCGUACAUGGACGCAGUGGUUUCUUUAGUGACUCUCAUGCUGGACACUGGACUGCCGUGUUUUAGAGGACAAACCAUUAAACUCCUCAAAGGACGGUUUAAUCCUCAGAUGAGCGAGAAAGAAGCUGCAGCGUUCAUCAUCAAAGUUAUUCAGAGCUGCUUCCUCAGUAGCAGGAGUAAAACGUACGACAUGCUGCAAUAUUACCAGAACCAAAUCCCUUACUGAGGGUCUCCUGCCGGGUUUCUACUGUAAACGUCCCACGCAGACGUUCUCUACAACAAGCAAUGCAAAACCUCCUUCUGGCUGGUUUUUAACGAGGUGGAGGAACGCACCUUACAUGAGUUUAUUAUCUUC